Messenger RNA from Triticum urartu, 5999 nucleotides. RefSeq lists its product as uncharacterized. Lineage: Eukaryota; Viridiplantae; Streptophyta; Magnoliopsida; Poales; Poaceae. The record is from RefSeq and is a predicted model, not a curated record.
GAGCAAAUACAACGCACUUCCCCAAAACCCCGACCAAAUUAAAAAAGAUUCUCUCCCCCCUCUCACUGCUCCAAUCUCCCCCCCUCUCUCGAACUUCCUCGCUGAUUUGGCCGCGGCGUCUGCUCCGCGGCCGCCUGAUACGGCCGCCGGAAAAGGCAGAGACGGGCGAGGAUCUCGGCCGCCGGGAGCUUCCGUCGGCCACCCGAUCCGAGAAACGAAUACUAAGCUAGUGGCCCGAGAUGGAAGCAGAACAGGCGGCGCAAGUAAGCUCUGGGGAGACGACCAGUCUUAAGUCGCCUGAUACGAUUCUGGUACACGAUGACAAAGAAAAAUUAGUAAACGGGAAUUCGAAUCUGCAUGUGAAGGAAACACCCAAUGAUGAUGAUGAUGGAACAGGAUCCGAUGGUUUUGAGCUGGUAGAUGAUGUCUCACCUUUGACAAAGGCAAGUCCCAAAGAGGAUGAAAAAACUUCAGAAUCUGCCACCUUGAACCAAGAAACAGAAAGACUGAAAGUACUAUCAAUGCGCAUUGAAGAGCUUGAAUCUGAAAAGGAAAAAUUGAUGAAGGACAUGACAGAAGCAGAAAAUAAGCAGACAGUGCAAUACAAUUCCCUACAAGAAGCACAGAGGUCUCUCACUGAGAAGGAUAAAGAGCUGGCUGAUGCAACACAAUCACUGAGCGAGCUGGGGUCUGAGCUUGAAAUCUCGAAACAGAGGAUUCAAGAAAUUGAGGCUGAGUUAAGUUCAUCAGCUGAUAAGCUCCACAAACUUGAAGAGCUGAAGGAUGAAAGGAGCUUGCAUGCUGCACAGGAGGCGAAAAGGGCUGCGGAACUUGAUAAGAUGCUGGAAAUGGCUCAGUUGAACAUGAAAGAGAUGGAAAACCAGAUUAACAAUCUUCAGGAAGAGAUAAAGGGACAUCAGGAUAAGGCUGUUGACCAUCAGCAAGUAGAAGAAUCACUGAAUACCACAAUGUCACAAUUCAAGAUGGUGCAAGAAGCACUUGAACUGUCAAAAUCACAAGUGGAUGAUUUGGAGCAGAAGCUUGCCUCGCAGGAUGCUGACAUCAGUAAGCUCACUGAAGAGUUGAGUCUCCAUUGUUCAUCUGAAGAAUCUUUGAAGGAAAAGAGCCUUAAACUAGAGACUGAACUUGCCACCGUGAAUGAAGAGUUACAAGCGAAGCUUCUGAGUUUGCAAGAAAUGGAGAUAAAACUGGAAGAGCAUGUGAAGGAAAAAGAGACAAGUGAAGCUACAUUGGAGAAGCAACAGUCGCAGAUACUCAACCUGCAGUCUGGGCUCGAUGAAUUAAAGGAUGAACAUGAAACUCUCAAAGGGACUCUAGUUGACGCUGAAUCAAAACUAUCAGAGAGAGACUCCAUGCUACGUCAGGCUGAAGAGGAGCAUGCUAAAGCACAGUUGCUCCUGUCAGAAGCAUUGUCGCAUAAAGAAGAACUGGAGGUAAAUCUGAAAUCUAUCAAUGAGCAGCAUGGUGAGUCCAAAGCUGUUGCUGAAGAUGCAAACGGGAAGAUUCUUGAACUUGAAGCACAGAUUCAGGCACUACAUGCAGCUGAAGAGGCUUUGAAGUCGCAUCUGGAAGAGGCUAGCAUGAAUGUGAAAGUUGCGGAGAAGAAAUGCUCUGAUCUUGAGCAACGGCUCAGUGAAUCUGAGAGUAAAUUAGCCACUUCAAGUGAACAAGUAAAGUUGCUGGAAGAGCAGGUCCAACAAGAAGCAGCUUCUUCAGCAGAAAAAGAAAAGCAGUUUGAAGAAGCAGUGAACAAUGCAGAGGCAUACAAGGAGAAGAUGAAUGAAUUGCAAUCUUCUCUGGAUUCCUCGGCAUCUAAAACUCUUCUACUUGAAGAAGAAGUCAAGGAUCUGACUGACAGAUUCUCACAGCAUCAAGAACAAGCUCAUUCCGUUCACGAAAGAAGUAUUGAACUGGCGAGUUUGCUUCAUACAUCAAAGUCUGAUGCUGAUGGUGCACACUCCCGAAGACAGGAGCUGGAGCAGGAACUUGAAGCCACACAAGCGAAGUUCAAGGAGGUUGAAGCAGAACUAGAACAGUACAGAAGCAAGGUUUCCCACCUUUCCGAUGAUCUAGAAGCUUACCAGACAAAAUCAGCUAGUCUUGAAGCUGUGAUGGAAGCUGCAAGUGGAAAGGAGAAAGAUCUUAUGGACUCACUGAUUCAAAUCACCGAAGAAAAGAAGAAACUUGAGGAGCUAACAGCAGAGUAUGAAGUAAAACUUCAAGAACAGUUGCAGGAAAAGCAAGUUAUCGAAGAGAGGGUGCAGAGUCAAGAAUUGAAGGUGCUUGAUUUAGAAGAAUUGUUGGCAAAACUGACAGAAGAAAAAGAAAGUGGCGAGAACACCAUUGCUGAUCUUAACCUGCAACUGUCCAAUAAGAAUGACAUGUGCAUGCAGUUGGAGUCCCAGUUAAGCGAGGUUGGGGAUGAUCAUAGCAAAACAAGGUCACUUCUCUCUGAUGCACACUCGCACAAAGAGGAGCUAGAACUGAAUUUGAAAUCUCUUAGUGAUCUUCACACUGAAUCCAAAACAGCUGCAGAGUCUGCAAUGCAGAGGACCGCAGAGCUUGAAACUCAAGUUCAGGAAUUAAGUGCUGCUGAAGAAGGUCUGAAGUUGCAGCUUACUGAGUUUGAGUCAAAGCUAGCAUCUGCCGAGAAGAAGAGCACAGAUCUUGAGCAAGAGCUUAAAGACGUGACAGAUGAAUGCAAUGGUUUCCGUGUGAAGGUUGAUGAACUUUCUGGGGAAGUUGAAGCAUACAAGGAGAAAUCAGCAAGUCUCGAGGCUUUAUUAGCAGAAGCAAACCAAAAAGAGGAUGAGUUGUCAGGGAAGUUGGCUCAAGCUAAUGAGGAGAAGGAGAAGUAUGAAGAAUUGUCAAACAAGGCCACCACAGCGCAUUUGGAAGCCGAGAAGCAGGUCCAGACUUUACAGGCUGAUCUAGAAUCUGCCCGGGGUAAAAUGGAAGAGGUGGAGAAUGAUCUUCAGGCACUGGGUGUUAGAGAAAGCUCAGUACUUGACAAGCUUAAAUCUGCAGAGGAGCAGCUUGAGCACAGUGGGAGGGCACUAGAACAUGCCACUUCCAAGAAAAUUGAUCUGGAAUCUCUGUACCAGUCUUUACUUGAAGAUACAGAGAAGAAGCUCCAGCAAGUAGGGGACAACUUGAGUCAGAAGGAGACGGAUUGUCAGCAACUGUCUGAAAAGUUGAAGUUGGCCGAGGAACAAGUGGCAUCUUAUGAAGCAAAAGCAGCUGGUGCCACUGAAGAGGUGGAAUCCAUGAAGGUGGAGCUCGAAGCCUUUGAAAAUGAGAUCGCUACUCAUGAGACCACCAUUGAGGAAAUCAAGACCAAGCUCUCCAGUGCUGAGUCAAAGGCUGAAGAGGCAUUGGCUGAGAGCACAGCCAUGGGUGCAGCAAAUCAGGCUCUGAAAGAUGAACUUGAUGCUAAGCUAGCCGUGCUUCAUGAACUGCAAGAGCAGUUUAACUCUACUCAUGCUGAAAAAGAAGAUGUUGUUACAAAGCUAGCUGAGCAUGGAAGAACGAUAGAACAUUUGACUGAGGUACACAGUAGAGGCUUAGAACUUCAAUCUGCAGCUGAAUCAAAGAAUGCAGAAGUUGAAGCUCAAAUGCGUGAAGCUCAUGAGACAAUAGCACAGAAAGAUUCGGAAAUUAAAGAUUUGAAUGAGAGGCUGAUUGCAGUUCAGUCUGAGACUGAAAGUUUGAUGCAUGUGAAUGAAGCCUUGAAGCAGGAAAUCAGUGCUAAGCUGGUCAUAGUUGAUGAGCUGCAGGAGAAAUUUGUGUCUGCGAGUUCUGAGAAAGAAGAAGCUGCAGAGAAGCUGGCUGUUCAUGAGGAAACAAUAAAACAUUUGACAGAAGAGCUUUCAAAGGGCUUGGAGCUCCAGUCUGCUGCUGAAUCGAGGUAUGCGGAAAUUGAGAGUCAACUGCACGAAGCUCUUGAGACAAUUGCAAAUAAAGAAGCUGAAGUUACAGACCUCAAGGAAAAGCUGGUUUCUCUUGAAGCUGAGAAUGGAAAACUGGCUGAUAAGAAUGAGCACCUAGAAGGGGAAGUGUUUGCUAAGGUGGCCAUGUAUGAUGAGUUACAGGAACGGUUUAGUGCUACUCAUGCUGAAAAGGAAGAAGCUGUAGAGAAGCUAGCUGCUCAUGAGGGAACAAUCACAAACCUGACAGAGGUGCACACAAGAAACUUGGAACUCCACUCUGCAGCUGAAUCAAAGAUUGGUGAAACUGAAGCUAAAUUGCAUGAAGCCCUCGAGACAAUAACCCAGAAAGAAGCUGAAGUUAAAGACUUGAGCAAGAAGCUGGAUGCUCUUGAGAUUGAGUUGGGAUAUUAUGAAGAGCAGGCAACGGAAGCUGCUGCCAAUGAAGAAAAUCAUAAGGUUAAAUUUGAUGAAGUUGUGCACAAACUUAAGAGCCUAGAAGUACAACUUGCAGAAACACAAAACAAGGUUGAACUUUUCCAGACAGAGAAAGAAAACUUGAUUACUGCAAAUAGUAGUUUGAAUGAGGAAUUGGAAGUACAUCAGAACAAGCUGAAUGAAUUACAGAUGACACUUGCUGCUGCAGUAGCAGAAAAGCAGGGGGUGUCGGAAGAGAUUCAUUCAUUGCGAAAAACACUCGAUGGCAUGAUUCAACGCAAGGAAGAGCUCGAAAGCCAGGUAUCUUCUACUCUGGAAGAGCAGGAAGAACUGGCGAGCAAGUACCAAAGCACACUGGAAGAGAAGCAGAUGUUAAAUGAUAAAUAUGAAACUGUAAAGCGGGAGCUUGAUGAAGCUGUAGCCAAAUUGGAGGAGCAAAUGAAUUUGGAGAAGUCUGAAAAAGAAUUGCAUAUUUCAAAACUUGAGAGACAAAUUACAGUGUCUGAGCUAAAAUACAUGGAGGAGAUCCAGACCAUGCAAGUUGAAACAACUGAAAAGAAUGAAGCACUUACAAGCAAGAUGCAGGAGCAUGCAAACUUAGUCCAUGAAAAAGAUCAGUUGGAGCAACAAUUGCUGGAAGUUAGGAAGGAACUGGAGGCUGCUUACCGUACCAUAGCUAACCAGGAAGAGCAAGCUUCAGUGAGGGAGAUAAAGUGGGAUGCGUUUAAGACGUAUUCAACGGAUCAACUAGAAGCUGCACAAAAACAUGCUGCAGAGCUGGAAGUACAAGUAUCAGCUCUUAAUCAACAGCUGCAAGAAGCUGAGAUCCAUUACGAGAACAAGGUUGCAGAGGAGAGUGAGAAACUCGCUCUGGUCAAUACACAGCUCAACAAGCUGACCCAAAAUGUGAGCAAGAGUGCUGAAAUGGAGAAGAAGGUACAGGACCUUGAGCAGAAGUUGCAGCUUGCUUAUUCCAAAUCUGAAGAACAGGCAAAGGAUGCAGUGGCAUCAACGAGAUCCCGAGAAUUCAGCCUGGACUCGUUGGCACCGCAAAACAAACAGCGCGACAUAUCUCAGGCUCCUAGCACGGCCUCUGCGAACCCGGCGCAGCAACAACUGCGGGAGCCCUCCGGCAUCAUGGCCUUCAAGUUCAUCCUGGGCGUCGCCCUGCUGUCCGUGGUCAUCGGCAUGUUCCUCGGAAGGCGAUACUAGUGCCGCUCUUGUGAAGUUCCUGCUGGUGCCCUAUGGGAAAAUCCCAUUGUGAACAGCUAAAAACUGUUGCUUCCCAUGAACCUGAACUACUACUCUAGCUGAACAGCGCAUAGCUUGCUUGGUUUGGUGGAUUGCAAUUGAACGGACUGAUGGCUUUCAGGGAGAAAGUCAGGGAUCCGGAAGCUUCUUAUUGGCGAGUUCUCCCUAUAGUUUUUCUUUUGGGUUAAGGGGGGUGGGAAUUUGAUUUUUGUUCAUUCCUAGUUUCCUACCCUUGGCAUGCAUAAGGCCAUAUGCAUGCAAUUUGGUGUUUGCUGUCGGUGGGCUUGUAUCUACAUCUCCCUCCCUCUCUCUCUGUAAAAAGGAAGUCCGUCAGAAAUAUUAAUUUGUUCAUAUGGUCGAGUA